GGGAUGAUUAUUUAUAACAUGCAAAUCAAAGAGUAUUUUUAUUUUUAUUUUUACAAAUAAAAGAGUAUUUUAUUUCAGAAGCAAAUACCCAUUUUUGAUAUAUUUUCAACCCGUCCGGUUUCACCUCCUCUGUGCCAAACUAGCCGUGCACUGAUCCAGAUACUCUCAAAAACUAGGGUUUGGUUCUCACCGAAGAAGCACAAAGUGAUCGGCCAUGGACAGUGCCUUCGCGAGCGCCUCUGCCAUCAGCGAUCAGAGGCAAAAGAUCGAGCAGUACAAACUCAUUCUUUCCUCUGUCAUCACAUCAAAUGACAUCGCACAGGCCAGGAAAUUCAUCGAUCACAUGUUAUCGGACGACGUUCCUUUGGUGGUCUCGCGGCAACUUCUGCAAAUAUUCGCUCAAGAAUUGGGGAGGCUGAAGCCGGAGGCCCAAAAGGAAAUUGCUCAUUAUACCCUUACUCAGAUUCAGCCACGGUGUGUGUCAUUUGAAGAACAGGUGUUAGUUAUCAGAGAGAAGCUUGCUGAGUUGUAUGAGUCCGAGCAGCAGUGGUCAAAGGCAGCACAGAUGCUCAGUGGCAUUGAUUUAGACUCCACAAUGAGGGUUAUUGAUGAUACAUUCAGAUUGUCGAAAUGUGUCCAAAUAGCUCGUCUAUAUCUUGAGGAUGAUGAUGCUGUUAAUGCGGAAGCUUUUAUUAAUAAAGCCUCAUUCUUGGUUAGCAACAGUCAGCAUGAAGUAUUGAAUUUACAGUACAAGGUUUGUUAUGCUAGGAUUUUAGAUUUGAAGAGGAAGUUCUUGGAGGCAGCAUUACGAUAUUAUGACAUAUCCCAAAUUGAGAAACGGCAAAUAGGAGAUGAGUUGAUUGACGAGGAAGCAUUGGAGCAAGCUCUAUCUGCUGCUGUAACAUGCACAAUUUUGGCUGCUGCAGGUCCUCAACGUUCUCGUGUUCUGGCGACUUUGUAUAAAGAUGAACGCUGCUCAAAGUUGAAGAUUUAUCCUAUAUUGCAAAAGGUGUAUUUGGAGAGAAUUUUGAGAAAACCUGAAAUCGAUGCCUUCGCUGAAGAACUAAAAGCCCAUCAGAAAGCACUUUUACCUGACAAUUUUACUGUGUUGGAUCGUGCAAUGAUUGAGCAUAAUCUUUUGAGUGCAAGCAAGCUUUACACAAAUAUAAGCUUUGAUGAGCUAGGUACAUUGCUGGGCAUUGCUCCUCAGAAGGUACAAUUCUAUCUUGAUGCCAAAGUUCUAAAAUUGGAUCACCUUUGUCUCUUUAUUAUUUUAACUUUUAAAAGAUUUUUUAUGCAUUUCUAUUUUCAGGCAUGUUUGGCUAUUGCAUCAAUAAUGCCAGCCUACAUGCAUCCCCAUGGUCCAUAUGUUGUUCAUUGUCUAUUAUGUUAUACUAUCCCUAUUCUGAGGGAAGGGCUUGGGAAUACAAUGCUUGUAGCAUGCAUUGUCUAAGAUUUUGUGUGUCCCUUUCACUUUGUUUUGUUGUGCUGAUUCGAUCUUUAUCUAUUUUUGGAUCUAAACCACGAAAAUGUUAGAUUUUCCAGUACUCUUACAGAAUGGAACCAUUUUAGGAUGGUUCUUUGAUAGACCAGUUUGUACAUGAGCAAAAAGAUUGAUUCUAACUGUUCAGAUCUAGGAUUAAAUGUACGCUUUGAUUGGUUAUGUUUGUUUUGUUUCCUUCUAGCUCCUGUUUUGGAUGGGUGGAUGAGGUUCUUGAGCAAGGAUGAAAGUUUCCAUUUUUUUCGCGGAAAUUUCGCCGAAUUUUCGGGUUUCGGUGGCCGGCGAUACGAAAGAGGGGGGCGAAAUGUCGACGGGAGAAAUUUCGCCAAAUUUCUGUUAAAAUCGGCGAAAAAAUCACCGAAACAUGGCUGCAAGCAAAAAAUCGGUGAAAUUUCGGUUUGUAUCGUCUAUUUUUCGAGAAAUUUCCCGAUAUUUCCUACCAGUCCAGCCCGCGCACAGGAUACAAAAUCUGUCCAAUUUUUAUUUUUUUUUUAAAAAAAAACAUAAGAUGUUCCUUAGUAAUCUGAUCAUGACUUGCAGGCAAAGGUUGUUUUUCAGCCUGGCUCAAAAAUCGCGGAUUUAGGGUUCGUGAAAUUUAAAUCCAAUGGCACAAAAGCAAAGCGACCCUAGAACAGAUCAGAAAACACAGGGAGAAAAAAAAAAAAAAAACAAUUUUUUUGGUUUUCCUUGAGGGUUUUGCAUGGAUUUUCUCGGAAAUCAAACGAGGAUGAAUUUUCUCGGAAAUCAAACGAGGAUGAAUUUUCCCGGAAAUCGAAUGGGGGAUGGAUUUUCCCGGAAAUUGAAUGGGGGAUGGAUUUUCUUGGGAAUCAAACAGGGGUUGCAAAAAAAAAAAGGUAAUAAAUGAUUCGAUUAGAACCUGCGAGGAUUGAGAGUGAAAGAGCAAAUUGGGGCCGAUUCUCUCGUCCGGAGGGCAGCUUCAGUCAAGGGCUUUUUGAUGCCUGAGUGAGAGAAGCGGGUAUUCAGCAAAAGGCUUUUCGGAUGGGUGGCCUUUUGAUUUUUUAAAAAUUUAGUAGAGAUAAAAAAAAAAAAAAAUGGAAACAAAUCAUGACUCGAUGGUGAUGGUCCAAAAUGUGAUCCAACGAUCCAAAGUUAGCCCCAACAGAUAUGUGAUAAUAUAUACAAAUUAUUGGUAUUUAAUAAAAUCAAGUUAAUAUAUAUAAAUUAUUUGUAUUUAAUAAAAUCAAAUUUUGUAUGAAACUUGAUAAUAAAUGCAUAAUUACAAAAUUCAUAUUUUUUAUUAACCCACAUAAUAUAAUUACAUAUAAUAUCGCAAAUCAUAUAAUAUAUAUAUCAAAUUAUUCAACAAAAUAAAUUUAAAUUAUCUAUUAUACUUCUAAUUAUAUUGUUAUGAGGUUUUUUUUUACAUUUUUAUGAGUUUUGAUCAAUUUUUUGCCUAUCAAAAUUUUUUUUCCAAAAUAUCCGUCGAUAUUUCUCCGAUAUAUCCGAUAUAUCCGUAAAAUCAAGUUACCGAUAUAUCCGUGAUUACCGAUAUUUUCAUCAUUGUUCUUGAGCAUGUGGUUCAAGUAAUAUUUCCUGGUAUCAUGAUAUUGAUUGUCAAUGACCAUUUCCUUGUUCUUAUGGAUGGAAGCUAGUGAAAUGUUAGACUUUUGAGUAAUUUAACCUUGCACUGGUGAGUUAUCUUGGAACACUUGGUGCAUGAUCAAAAACUGUUUUGUGUUAAAGUUGAGUUAAUACACACUAGGGUUGCCUAGUGCUUGUUUUAUUUCAAACUUCAAUUUUUUCGACAGGUGGGUUUAGUUUGGUGAACAUGUGGUCAGAGUAAUAUAUCCUGAUACGAUGAUAUUGAUUGUCAAUGGUCAUUGCCUAGUGGUCCAGUUUUAAUGAAGGGUGUGCAUAUUGAGUAUGGAGUUUCUGCAACCUAGUAGCACUAUUACUUGUGACUGUGGCCUCUCUUUUAGGUUUUAUAUUCACAUGGUUAAUUAUGAGAGGCUACUUGGUCACGCAAAACUGCCAUCAGAUGAGAUUUGCAUGUGUUCUUGAAGUUUAUUUCCCUCUAGCAUUCUAGACUGGGCUAAUGUGCUCUUGGAAGCAAGUGAAGUGCUCUAGAAUACUAAUUAAAUGAUGCCACAGUGUUGCCUUGGGGGUUAGGUUGGAGGCUUCACAACUCAUGAUGGUAGAUAAGUAACUUUUGUGUUGUCUUGUCUUGUGUUUUCAUUCCUCCCGUUUGGAUGACUUGAUUUUCUGUUAUUUCUAGGUACUGGGGCUAUUAGUGUGUGGAAGGGGCCCCCAAGGCAAAAUGUCUGGUUUUUACACUCACUCCCUAUUUACUCUUGACCUCUCAAAACACAAUCCAAAAAGCUUGAAACCUUCUGACUAUUACUUGAUCUGUUAUUCUUUUCUGCUUCCCUCAAUAAAAGUUGAAGUUACUCUAGCUGAGAGGUGCUAUGAUGUCAAAACUGGGGGAGUUUUUGAGGUCCCAUUCUAACAUAGCUGAAUGGGCACUUCAAGGGAAUUAGUUCCCAAUUUAUCCUUGUGGAGUAAAACUUUCUUCCUAGCUCUACUCUUUUCCAUUUUCUCUAUGUACAGAUUCUAAGCUCCAUGGAGAUCUACCCUUGUAAAUCUUUUUGCUUAUCUUGCUUGGUUCAAAGUAUCCAUAGGGACUGUUACAACUUGGUGGAGGUUUAUCCUUAUUGGUCAUAGUUGUGACCAGUUCGAGAUGUGAGUUGAGUAUUGUGCUGUUCAAUAACAAUUCAAUCGCAACUCUUAACAUGAAUUAUUCGAUUCGGCUAACUCGGGAGAGGACUUCAAGUCACAAGAAUCUGACUUACAUCCAAUGCAAUUAAGAGGCAAAAAAAUAGAGAAUCUUUGUAUUUCUUGUAGAUUACCCACAUCAAUUAAGAGAAAAUAUCUUAAUCAUGACUAAGAAUAAGAAAUUCAAAAUGACUUAUUUACAAACAAUGAUUAACUUGUUGUCAAUCAUAUUUUAUUAUUAUUUUUUAUAUUGUGAAAAUAAUUUUUUUUCUCAUUCAGCAAAGUACAGUUUCUAUAUUUAUUGGUAAUUGAUAUAUCAAAAGAUAUAUAUAUAUAUACACACAUUUGCUUAUAAAAAAAAAAAUCUUUUGAUAUAUCAAUUACCAAAAUUUAUUAUUGGGUAUAAAAUUGAUAUAAUUAUGUAUUAAGACUUUUUUAUUUUUAAUAUUGUCAUGAAUCAAUCUCAAAUGUGAUGGAAUUUUUUUUAGUAGUUUGUCGAGUUCAUCUAAUUGUAAUGGAUUUUUUUAUUAGUUUGUUGGGUUCAUCUAAUUGUAAUUAUAUUUCUGAAAAUUUUCAUUAAUUUUUUAUAUUUUUUUAAUUAAUAUAUUAUGCAUACUUCCUAAGUCAGCUAUCGAUACUGCAACUUUGGACAAUGAUAUCCCGUCCAUAUCCUUUAUUUAUUGAUCUUCCCUUAGACCAUGUUAUCUUGUCCAUAUCCUUUAUUUACUAAUCUUCCCUUAUACCCAUACAUGCAAUUAUGUUUUUUCCAAGACUAGAAGUAACAUCAUUUUUUAUCUGCUUUCUCCCCGUAUCUCUUUGCUGUAAUUACUAACCCAACCUUGUACUUCUUGCAAUUCCACUUUGUCCAAGACAAUGUAACAUGAUUUUUUUUAUCUGCUUCUAACAAGAUCUCUUUCACUCUCUCUCAAAGACAUGUUAUACUUUCCAGGUGCUCUCCUCUUUGAUGUCAUAGAAGAAUAAAUUCCAUUUUUUCACUUACAAUAUAGAUUCUCUCUGUUGUCUGAGAGCCCCAGUGAAUCUGAAUCUUCUGGGUUAAUAUGUUCACUAUUGUUUAAAUACUUGGCUGGUUGUUUUUUACAGGCCGAGAAGAUAGCGUCAAGAAUGA
Messenger RNA from Vitis vinifera (wine grape), 5360 nucleotides. Its product is annotated as COP9 signalosome complex subunit 4. Lineage: Eukaryota; Viridiplantae; Streptophyta; Magnoliopsida; Vitales; Vitaceae. Gene Ontology annotation, cellular component: cytosol; COP9 signalosome. The transcript has 11 exons. The record is from RefSeq and is a predicted model, not a curated record. Bases 215 to 1453 code for a protein of 412 amino acids.